CAGCGCCCCCGCCGGCCCUAGCCGCCCCCGCGCCGGCGCCGAGCCGCCCCAUGCGCGGGCGGCAGCGAGGGGGCAGCGCGGGGCCGCCGGGGGGCGGCCGCUGAGAGCGGCGUGGCGCCGGGGGGCGGGCGGAGCCGGAGCGCCGAGCGGCGGCGGCACGCAGCCGCCCGCUGGAGUGAGGCAGCGAGCGGGCGGCAGGCAGCAGGCAGGCAGCCGGUGGCGGCGGCGGGAGAUGUGCCCGGAGGAGGACGGCGGCUGCGGCGGCGGUGGCGGCGGUGGGGGGGGCGGCGUGGCCGGCACCGGCGGCUCAGAGGCGGCGGUGGCGCUGGACGAGCUCCGCUCCUGGUGGGAAGUCCCGGCCAUCGCGCACUUCUGCUCCCUCUUCCGCACCGCCUUCCGCCUGCCCGACUUCGAGAUCGAGGAACUGGAAGCUGCUCUUCACAGGGAUGAUGUGGAGUUUAUCAGUGACCUGAUUGCCUGCCUUCUUCAAGGUUGCUAUCAGCGCAGAGACAUCACAUCCCAGACGUUUCACAGCUACCUGGAGGACAUCAUCAACUAUCGCUGGGAGCUGGAGGAAGGGAAACCCAAUCCCCUGCGGGAGUCCACCUUCCAGGAGCUGCCCCUACGCACCCGGGUCGAGAUCCUGCACCGCCUCUGUGACUACCGCCUCGAUGCAGACGAUGUCUUUGACCUCCUCAAGGGCUUGGACGCCGACAGCCUCCGCGUGGAGCCGCUGGGCGAGGACAGCAGCGGUGCCCUGUACUGGUACUUCUACGGCACGCGGAUGUACAAGGAGGAUCCGGUGCAGGGGAAAACCAAUGGAGAGCUGGCUCCAGACAGGGGAUGUGGGGGGCAGACAAACACCCCAAACGUUCCUGGGAAAACGGGCAAGAGACGAGGGCGACCCCCAAAGCGGAAAAAACUACUUGAAGAAAAUUUGCUGAGGGAGAAGGCAGAAGAGAACUUGCUAAUCCGCGAGACUCAGAUAAGAAACGGGUCCCAAGGGCCUGGCCGUGGGACAUGGUGGCUGCUGUGUCAGACGGAAGAGGAGUGGAGGCAGGUCACAGAGAGCUUCAGAGAGAGGACUUCCCUUAGAGAGCGGCAGCUCUACAAACUCUUGAGUGAAGACUUCCUGCCGGAGAUCUGCAACAUGAUUGCACAGAAGGAGAAGCGUCUACAGCGGACAGAGUUUUCUCCCAGGUGGAUGUCUGACCAUCAGCCCAUCAAACCAAUCAAGCAGGAGGUAAACCCAAAUGUGCUGAGUUCGAUGGAGAAGCAGAGGCGCAGAGAGGAAGAGGAGGAGCGCCAAAUCCUUAUAGCAGUACAGAAGCGGGAGCAGGAACAGCUGCUAAAGGAGGAGAGGAAGAGAGAGAUGGAGGAGAAGGUGAAAGCAGUGGAAGAACGGGCCAGGAGGAGGAAGCUUCGUGAAGAACGGGCCUGGCUGCUGGCGCAGGGGAAGGAGCUUCCCCCUGAGCUUUCCCACUUGGAUCCCAGUUCCCCUACCAGGGAAGAGCGAAGGACCAAGGAUCUCUUUGAACUGGACGAUGAGUUCACAGCCAUGUACAAAGUUCUAGACGUGGUAAAGGCUCACAAGGACUCUUGGCCCUUCUUGGAGCCCGUCGAUGAAUCAUAUGCUCCCAACUACUACCAGAUCAUUAAGGCCCCCAUGGACAUCUCUAGCAUGGAGAAGAAAUUGAAUGGAGGUCAGUACUGCACCAAGGAAGAAUUUGUGGGCGAUAUGAAGACCAUGUUCAGGAACUGUCUUAAGUACAAUGGUGAAGGCAGUGAAUAUACCAAGAUGGCUUACAACUUAGAAAGAUGUUUCCACCGAGCGAUGAUGAAGCACUUCCCUGGGGAAGAUGGAGACACAGAUGAGGAGUUUUGGAUAAGAGAAGAUGGGAGACGAGAGAAGAGGAGCCGGAGGACAGGCCGCUCCAGCACAGGCAGUGUUUGGACUCGGUCGCGAGACCCAGAUGGACCAGGAAAGAGGCAGCAACGCCUGGAAAAUGGAGGAAAACCUCCACCAUAUCGAGCUACUUCUAGGGCUCCUGCUUCUUCCUCCUCUUCUUCUUCCUCCUCCUUCUCCUCAUCCUCUGCAGAGGAUCCAAGUGGCAACCCAAUGCAGUCUUCUCGAGAAGUGGGUCCUUCCAAUGGACGAGGUUUCCCUCGCUCUCUGCAGUACGGCGGCAUGCCGAGCCCUGUGCCACAUCCUGGCCAGAUGAGACCAGCCGUGCCAGGAACGUUUGGCCCCCUGCGUGGAUCGGAUCCCACGAAACUCUACGGCUCGCCGCGAGUGCCUGAGCCCCAUCCCGGAGACCCGGUCCAGCAGCACCAGCACUUUGCCAUGCAGCCGGCCGUGGGACUGAGCGAGCACCGUGGGCACAGGCUGGCCGCCCCGGAGAAGCAGGCGUGCGCGGGACCGACCCACGUCGCCGGCCUCAGCCCCCGGCCGGGCGCCCUGCAGCUGGGACGUGUGAGCGGCCCCCCGCCCGAUGCCGUCUACCCGCCGGCCCAGUUCCAGCAGGGCUUCCUCCCUCCGAGGCACAACGGGCCCCCCGUGAGGCCACCGGAGGGCUCAGAGGUCCCCCCAGGACACAUGUACCGGCCCUACAAGUACCUGAACCGUGCACACCCGGCCCUGUGGAAUGGCAGUCAUGGCCCCGCCGGCCAGGGAGCCAUGGGGCCAGAGGAGAAGGGGCCCAUGGGGCCGGGGCCCUCGCUCCAGCCCCGUGCCCUGGGUCAUAUGAUGGACCCCCGGGCCAUGAGGCCGCCGCUGCCUCCCAGCCAGUGGACUGAGCAAUCAAAUUUCCUACCUCACGGGGUGCCUCCCUCAGGGUAUAUCAGACCGCCUGGGAAAGCCGCCGGCCAGAGGAUGCCGCAGCCACCGGCCACUCUGUUCGGGGGACCCCCUCAGGUCCAAAGAGGGUGCCAGGGUGGGGACUCCAUGAUGGACAGCCCGGAGAUGAUCGCCAUGCAGCAGCUGUCCUCCCGCGUGUGCCCGCCAGGUGUGCCUUACCACCCUCGCCAGCCACCCCCGCCGCACCUCCCCGGACCCUUUCCCCAGCUGGCACACGCCGCCUCCGCCGCUGGUGGGCAGCCCCCCAAACCCAUUGUGGGGAACGGGAGCUCGCAGGAUCUGACCAGCCAGUCCAUGGAGACGGAGAGCAACCAAGUAGAGCCGCCGGCAGGUGUGGACGAGAAGGCUCAGUGCAUCGGCAUUCCCGACGGGGCCUACACCAAACUCCUACCUCAUCCCAAGCCCCCGCUGCCCAUGGAGUGCACCAGGCGCACCUUGCCCCCAGACGGGGAGGGGGACGGCUCCAGCGUGAAGGGCGACCUGAAGACAGGGCAGGGCAAAGGCCCAUGGCCGGCGGAGAGUGGCUACGCCGGUGGCCCAGGCUGCGUGAGGGACCUGGUGCCCACCUCUGAGAGAGGGGGUCCCCUGCCUGAAAAUGGGGCGACGGGUGAGGGGCCGGCAGCUGGCGCUGAGGGGAAAGCGCUAGCCACCAACCUGCUGGAGAAGCCCCUCUGUGGCGGGGGGAAAGGUCUGCCUGACGCAGCCGUGCCUUGCAUGGGGCAGGGCACCGGCCUCCCCAGCGUGGACGCCGGCUCCAUGGGGGCCACCCCCAACCAGUUCCACCCUCUCUACAUGCCCGGGCUGGAAUACCCGAAUUCGGCCGGGCGGUACCACAUCAACCCAAGCCUGCAGGGUUUCGGCCCCGUGAUGGGGGGAAAGCCUCCUCCUCCUGCUUCCCACCCCCAGCAUUUUCCCCCGCGGGGUUUCCAGCCAAGCAGCGCCCACCCCGGCGUCUUCCCCCGGUAUCGACCCCCCCAGGGCAUGCCCUACCCCUACCAGCCGCAGCCUCAACCUUCCUACCACCACUACCAGCGACCGCCCUACUACGCCUGUCCGCAGGGCUACUCGGACUGGCAGAGGCCUCUCCACCCCCAGGCCAGCCCCAGCGGGCACCCCACCGCCCAUCCACCCCUGGCCAGACCCCCUUUCCCGGAGCGGGGGUCUGCCAGCGGCUUGCAGGGCUGCGAGGCACUGAGCGCCGCCCUGGCCUCUCCCAACCGCAUGGACCUAGCGAGUGCCAAAGAGGUUUCUCCGAACGACGGGCAGGAUCUGGGGCCUGAAGACGAGAAGUCCGAGGAGUCCCAGGAGAGGCCAGAGAGUCCCAAAGAGUUCCUUGAUUUGGACAACCACAACGCAGCCACGAAGAGGCAAAGCUCGGUGGCAGCGGGGGAGUUCCUCUAUGGAGCCCCCCCACCGCACCUGGGUUCAGGGAUGGGAUUCGGCCCCUCGGCUUUCCCUCCCCACGGGGUGAUGCUACAGACUGGCUCUCCUUAUACAUCCCGGCAUCCUGCCAGUCACUUCCAGCCCAGGACAUAUGGAUCGCCCAUGAAUGCUCACCUGUCUCAUCAUCCAGCCUCCGGCCAGGCCAACGGCCUCUCUCAGGAGGGACCCCUGUACCGCUGCCGGGAGGAGAAUGUAGGUCACUUUCAGGCCUUGCUGAUGGAGCAGAGAGGCAGUGGAGGUGGCAUGGGGGGGCCACCCCAGGACUUGUAUAGACCCUCGGGAAUGCAAAUGCAUCAGGCUCAAGUUCCCUUCCCGAAGAUGCCUACAGCAACCAUGUCCCGGGAAGAUCUGACGCCACAAAAACCAUCAGCGUUGCCUCUGGAUCAAAGCUAGUCCGAGGAAGGAAGGACCUCACGAAGAUGAAAGCCACACGUGAUUUGGACAAGGGGGAGGAGGGGCAGACCUUCCUUCCACCCUCCUCUCACCCGAGCAGCAUGUAGCUUCCUGGGUCCGCGGAACAUGGUGCCGCAACGGCUUUUGUGUUGGAAACCUGGAGCGGUGCUGGGCCCCAGCCAGCCGAGCAGCUGGCUCGCCACCGCAGGGAAAGCAUCGCAAACUAGUGGCUUUCUGUGACCGGAGACUGCGUCUCGUUCAGGGUUUGAGGGAUUUUUUGGGUGGGGAGGGCGGGGGUGGGGGCAGAAACUUUCAUUGACUGCUAAACUCAGGUAUAUUUUUCAGGGUGGAAGAGGAUGAUGAUGGAAUUUUACUUGUAGUAUUAACGUGUGUGUUUUGGAGCUGGAUCCAGUUUACAGAAUUUAACCUGUUGCCUUUUUAAAUAAAUUUCUGUUGUUGGUGAAUGUAUUGUACAUAAUGGGGGAGGUGGUGGGCCCAGCUUGUAGUGGGCUUAGCACUGGAGGAAUCCUUAACUGUUUACAAUCAUAUCACACUGAAAUCAUUCAGGAUAGAGUGAGGGUUUGAGGGAAGCGGAGAGAGGUGAAGGAACAUGUGAUGGAUGACUUGCUGUCCUCUUUCCUAUCCUCUGCAACCAAGAGACAACCCGACGGUUGGUUGACUUAAUAGCAGGAAUUGCUCAGGAGCAUAACGUGUCCUCCUCUUUCUCUUGUCUUCUUCCUCCUUCCCCCCUCGCCCCCACCUCUGCCCCCUCCGGAUCCAGGGCCUGAGUGCACUUCCAGCUCCUGUCAUCGUGGGGGAACAAGGAAACCAGGACCAGGAAUUGAAACCAGGACAGGAUACUCAUGGCAUUGUCCCUUCUGCUAGUAUAGUACCCUUCUCCCUGCCUUUCUGAUAGGACAAAUGUAUGCUCUAGAAAACAGAAAAUGGCAUAACUGGUCAUCUUACAUUCCUUUCGGUGAAACUGGUGCAGCUGGGGAUGGAGCAGCAUCUAUUCGGUAGAACAAAUAUUGUGCAAAUCUGUACUGUGCUGCUGCCCAAGGAGAGGAGCGGAGCAGAAUCUCCACCUUUCUUUCUCUGUCCUUUGUCUAUAUUCACUUCUUAGCAGCAGAGAAGCAGAAGGUACUCCAGGGUUCCUGACCACUCUCAGUUGCCUGUGGAGCAGGAGCAUGAGGCUGCUUUGGGGGAAUGGUUGGUGUGCUGCAGUGUGAGCCAUUCGUUGGCCUAUGGAGUUGGAUUUGGUAUUUUCAAGUUGUAGGUGAAUCAGAAAGCAUUGAUUUGAAAUCAAACGUUGAGGUGGCGUGGCUCAGGGGGUGAGGAACGAGAGGGCCGUGUGCUUGAGUUGAGUUGGUUUACCUUUGUCAUCAUUUGAUGCCGUAGCAGCAAGUCCUACAGGGCUAGUGGUAGCUUCUCUCGGAGGCUAUACACAGUCUGCAGUGGGUUCCUCACCAGUUGCAGUACUGCGCUGGGGAACCCCUGCAUGCCAGUGCUUUGUCAACACUGACAUUCAAAUGUAGAUUUGACAAAUUAGUUCGGUGGGAAUCUCAUCUUCAGAUGUUUAUUCACGCCUUAAAGCUAAGGCAGCUGAUUAUUCUUGGGGGAGCUAGGGUAAAACAAGGUGGAAUUGAUACACUGCAAGACUGGACAGCAAGAUCUGCUGGCGCAACAGCCUUAAUGCAGGCUGCUGGUUGCACUGGGGGGACAGCAGUACGGUUAAAAGGAGGAUGUUCCAAUGUGUUGGACAAAUUGUGCUAGCAAAAGCCUAAUUGACAGCAAAAGUGAGGACAGAGCAGCAUGCCCUUUAGUCUAUGGUACCAGCAAGGGCAGGGUCUCUGUCUCCAGGUUUCCAGAGAAUUUUUCUGGCUGCUUUGUUGUCUUGGAUGAUGCCGUCACCCGUAUCUUUAGCUGGAUAGGACUAGCAUGCGCAACUGCACCGUCUUUGUCCUCUGUGUAGAUCUACCAUGUGCUGUCAAAGCUGUUUGAGCAAAUGGCAGGUAGCAUCUGACUGAGCCAUUACUCCUUCUGUCCGAAGCUUUUGGAAGCACAAAAAGCCUAAAACAUGAGAAAUGUUCUUUCUUGAAAUAGUUAGAACAAGGAAGGACUGCCACAUUAGUGCCCUCUUACCAAUGAGUCUCCCUGCUCAGUACCCUUGCCUCUGAUGAGCUGUGUAGGGCCAAAGCAUUUUCCAAACCUAACAGGAGUUAAACUUCAUGCUAUUCCCACAAGCGUGUUUAUAAAUGCAGUUCUUACUCACUGCUGCAGCUCGCCUGUGAACUAUAGCUGCUGUCUGCUUAGUCCAGUGAGUCGCCUGGGACAGCUGGCUCCUCCACAAAGGAAGACUUUAAUAUAAUAUGAAUUACUUACAACACUUAUCUAUAGGUGCCAUUACAUUAUGAAAGGGAGAUAUUUUUUUUGGUGCUGGUUGUUAUUUUUUUCAUUUGUGUUCAUCUGUCAGGGAGCAUUGUCGCUGGUGGAUUGGUAGAAACUGGAAUAGAGGAUGCUGAAGGUUUUCCUUUGACUGAGAAGCAGGUAACUGCUCUUCCCAGCCAAGACCAUUAUGCUACGGUUUAUCCGAAUUUGUCCCAGAUCUGAGGGUCUGCUGCUGACUUGUCAGCUGGCAGUGGGUUUUCAGAAGUGCCCCAGCUGCUUGGAAAUGAAGGUCAGGAUCCUUUCCUGAAUGGAGGUACUGAAGCAGUAGUAGGUAUUUAUGAAAAACUGUGCAAGUAUAACUGAUCUUCAAGACAAUAAACCUGGGACAAAUGAAAACACAGUUGAUUCUCCUUGUAAAGCAGUCUUUAGUUCAUUGUAGAUAUAAAAAUAAUUUCAAAUAACACAUUUAAAAAUAGAGGAACUGUAAAAUGUAACUUGUAGCAAAGUAUUCGAAAUUCUGGAAAAUGUGAACAUAGAUUCUGCAAACAACCCCUGCCGUACUUCGGUCUGUGUCUUCUGUAUCACAGAUGGUUACCCAAAUAUUUGAAGUGCCUUUUGUUCAGCUUAUUGUGAACUUUGUGGGACAGGAGGUUUUUAGAAGCUAUAAAAAAAAAAACCAAACCCCAAGCUGAAGCACUCUUGGUCUUCAGCUGGAACUGUCACUGAAAACAUGGUUCUAGUGGUCAUGGUAUCUGGAUGAGUACCAAGCCCAGAUCAAAACAGGGGACAAAUAAGAAAUGCAAGAAUUGCUUGUGGUCUGCCUGGAGAGCGUAGUGGAGUGUUAGACAGUGAUAGAUACCCUGAGGAUCCUAUAUGGAGUGUGUGACAUGAAGAUAUUAUCCCUUACCUGACAUAAUGGAAAUCUGGGAGAAGUGUUUGACUUGCAGGUGGUAGACAAAAAGAGUAGUGAAGCUGACUCCUCCUGGGAAAGUUUCUAGGUAAAUGGCUUUUGAUGUAGUCAGUAAUUCUUAUUAAAGUGACUAACAAGCUGCUGUUGUGAGGACACAUGGUUUAUAUUAGAAAAGUACUAAUAUAGUGUAGGGGGAACUAUGGCUGUGCUCCAGGGAUAGGGCUAUCCUGGGGACAGGGCACACUAGAUAGAGAGCUGCUUGUGCAAUCUUAGCUCAGAGUUUCCAGACAUUCAAAUGCUUUGUUCAUAAGUGUUUGGGUUGGUUUUCUUUUCUUUUUAUGAUGACAUCUAGGGAUGCCCAGAAAAUCAGAGCUCUAGCUCAGGUACAAUCUGAACAAAUCACAGAAAAUUGGCACCCCUCAGAGCGCAUGGGGAUGGGAGCGGAUUGCUGGGGUGGAACAUAAAUGGAAAUGCGCGGGGAGAAGCAGAAAAUGUGAAUUUUAUAGUUUAUGGUUUCCCAACCUGUGCUGCACAGGGCUGUUUUGUAGAUAUUGUGAAAGAGACGCAUUUACGGAAGGAUUUAGAAGAGAGUAACAUGGCAGCUCUUUAUGUACAGGGUGGUACUUUUUGCCAUGGGUUGUCAUACAGUGCAGGAGAUGUGUACCUGCAUUUUAAAAUACCCUGGCUUUUGAGUGCCAUACUUGUGUCAUUAGCUUAAAUAAUAUUUUAACACAAUACAGGGAAAUUAUGGACUCUGGUUGGAAGCCCUCUUUCUCGUCCUCCAGCAUUGUUGUAGUAUAGUAUAUUAGCAGUUGGUUCUUCUUCAGCAAGCAUCUUGAGCUAGUGACAUUGCAAAGUUUCCUGUAGCUUUUACUUUUCUCAUACGGAGGAUGUGUUUUGCUGUAAUUUCAGAUUUCAUGUUAAACGAGGCUAUAUAAUACGUAGAACAAAUAUGAUGUUGACUGUGCUUGGAGCAUGCCAAAAAUUACCAAUAUUCUCAGAAGAGCUUUUUACCCUACUCGGGCCUCUUAGCGUCUUGCUCUCCCCACCACCUCACCCUUUGCAAGUGGUGUGUGGUGUUCCCAAAUUCCCAAGAUGUUCAAUUGCCAUUAUAAAUUACAUUGUAUAAGCUUCCCCUGGGACUCUGGAAGCUUCAGGCGUCUUAAGCACCAAAGGCCCUGGCAAUUCGACUUAAGUAUUUUAAGAAGGGCAGUCACUGAGGCUUCACAGUGAUUUUUAGCUGUGUCCAGCAUAAGUUUGCAGUCUAUAAAUUCCAUGGUGUGACCCACCAAACCACUCAGUAGCAAUCCAAGUCACCAGACUGCAAUGAGGAGGACAAAAGAGGAAAGUAAAUUUGAAGCUUCAAGGCCCAACUGGUUUGAUUUGUGACUUUAAAGUACAUGGAGACACUUUUCUUGGAAGAGCUUCUGAUCCUUUCUUGUCUGCCAAAUGCCUUUCCCAUGCAGACUUUCUGAAACAAAUCUCCUGUGUAUAUUUUUGUAAGUGUGGUUUCUCGGGGUCUUGGAGCGCUAUCAGCUUCUUGAUGUCUUAUCUGAAAGCUAGUCACAGAGGCUGUCUUUCAUUCUGCUGAGGCGGUUCUCCUGCAACUUCUCACCCCAACACUUCUCCAUGUGUAAUUAGAAAACAACCUUUUUUUUCCCUCUGUUGAUCUCUGUCAGUCUUCUGUGCAUCUCUGUGUUCAGCCAGGGCUGUUGCUUUGCUCUCAAUGGCUUUGUUCUGCUUUCCCUUUCUGAGGAGAUGGCGUUGCCGUCUGCAUUGUGGAGUUUGGGAGAAGGUGCUGAACCAAGUGACGGGGAACCACCAUCCCGAGGGGUAGCUUGGAGAAGACAAACAGGGGAACUGGUGAUGCUGUGGUUGCUUCUGGUUCCCCUCACUGCAGAGCAGCCGUGUGAUUGGGUCUACGCUUAAUCAGAGCAUCCCCUUAAAAGAGUUUUUACUGGGGUGCAUUGCUGGUAGAGGAGUUUGCUCUUGCAGAAUUCCUGUUUCACUUUAAGUACAGCGCUGGCGGUUGAAGAGCAGGUGUGUGAGUGCCAUAUCCUUUCUGUAAGGCUGAGAUUGAGAUAGCAGGCUAUGAAAGUACUGUUGCAGCUGCAGGCCAUGUGACAAGCUUUAAGAGCAUGUGCUUAUUGUAACCGAGAAAGCAUCUCAAACGUUGACCUUCCAGCCUUUCCCCAUCUGUACCUGUUUAACAUACAGAUGGGGGUAAUGCACAUUCGGGCUUGGCAGGACCCCUGCCGCCCAUGCGGAAGGAAAACUCUUUUAACCAGCACAUAAUGAACUACGCGUUCUGAUUUUCACUCUCCGCUGUCCACCUCCCUCUCUGAAAAAGAGCUGGGGGGGGGAUCCAUUUCCAGCUGUUUCCAAAUAGGAGUUCCUGGGAUGACAAGAGCGAGGGUCGGUCGAGUCCUAGGCAAGGAAAUUCAGGACAAGGUUGUAUGUAUUUAAAACUAAAACAUCCAAGUGUACCUUCGAAGCACAGGUGUUGCAAGCUGUGUGAUGCCAUGCCCUUUUUGAUUACUCUCCUGCCUCGGCUCACACGCAGUAUUUGAGGACCGUGGAGCGUUUUGUAGUUUUAGCACUGCUGGCCUUGCAUCGACUGAGCUUUUUUUUUACUUAAUCUGCAGCAGUGGCCUAGAUUUCUUUUGGUAAAGGUCUUCCUUCUUUUGAAACAUGGAUGCCAAAGCGGACAGUGCAUCCAGGAGAGAACAAGAGCUACACCUACCAGUGGAAGAGGGGAUGAAGGAUUCAUUAGGGCUGAGGAUUAAUUGGGAUUGUCACCAGCUCUAGCAAGUCCCUCUGUCCUUUGCCCUUAUUGUUUGGAAACACAUGGCUCGCUAGCAGAAGCGUAGGAAGUGGAAUACCUUCUAAAUAAAAGUGGAACUGACUCUAUGUGGGCAAAAUAGCCUUGUUGUGGACAAAGUUAGACCAGAUGGCCAUUAGGGACUCCUUUGGCCUUGAAAUUAGUGAGAGACAAGCAGACACUUAGUGCAUUCAAACACCGUUGAGUAUGUCAGAGGAGCGAUCUCCCUUUCUGAAGCCAGUCAGGCAGCUAAAGGAGCUUGGGCCUCAACUUUUAGUCUGGCAAGUCCUCUGAUCCCCUUUUGUGUCAUGAGCCAACGUUUCCCCUGUCCUUGCUUCCUAGCUUUCAAGUUUCUCUCCCUCUGCUCACUUUGCUGCAGUCGGUUGCUGUCAAGUGCAGAGAUGAAAGCUCGCUGCCCACGUGAGUAGAAGGGCAGAAGGUUGAACUUGCCAGCUGUCUCCUCUGCACACGCAUAUAAAAAGCAGGUGAGGAGUACACAUUUAUUCUCCUCGUGAAUUUAAGGUGUCCUCAGUGGCUCUUUAGUUCUCCCCCAUGGUCCCAGGGUUUGCCUUCCUGGCACAGCGAUGCCUGUCCCUCUGAUAGCAUAACGAUUUGCUCCUGGCCCUUGUGCAGGGUUCCUGUGCAUGAUCCUGGUGUGUCUGCCUCCGAGGGGGCUUAGAUUAAAAAUAUAUACUGUGUACAACUGUGAAAGCUGUUGCCUCUCUUCCUUGAUAGAUCAAUGAACACCGCUGCCUGAUUUUUUCCUGAGCAAUAAUAACGUGCAGCAGUGCAACAUCGACCUUCCCAUAUUGUUUCAGGGAGCAAACGGCUAUGAAAUGCUGCGGGCCUUCACAGUUUGAGUGGGAAGCGAGGUGCUUUCUGUGGCUCUGCAUUUUAUCCACACCAGGUUGCUGCUUUCCCAUCUACUGUUGGAUUGAUUAAGGUAGUCGGGAGAGAGCUGGUUGCUUCCUCUGUGGUGGGGAAGGUAGAAAGGGAAGGGAGCAAGUUGGUAAAAGUGAGCCGCCUUGCCUCUCUGAAGAGGCAGAGCACAUGGAAGAGGAGUUCCCUGUUACUGCCUCGGAGCGAGGGGUGGGUGCACCAUGGAUUUAAUGCCUCUGGGGGAGGGGAGCGACCCGCUGCUGCUUCACUUGGCAUUGAUGGGGGAGGUAGCGGGAGAGCCUAUGCCACUACAUCCUUUUUUCUGAAGUUGGUUGAUGUUGGGUUGGGUUUUUUUUGUAUUAUUGUAAGUUUGUAAAGAAUGUAAUCUGUCUGUUGGGGGCACAAGGAGAAAACGGGGGCCUUUCUCUUUUGGGGUGAGGCUGUUCUUAUGUUGCUGUGCUUUUUGUUGUUGGGCGGGGAGGGGGGUCUAGGGGCCAUGGGGGCAAAAGCCUGGUCCUUGUCAACUGAUUGCAGCUGUCCCAGGGCAACAGGAGGGUGAGCUGAUGCUGCAGCAGAGACCUCCCACACCAAGCUGUGAAAACAACCCCUGCCCGCAUUCUUCAGUGGGGGGAAUCUGACCUGCAUGGGGCUCAGGGCGUUUUGCUGGGUGGUGGGACCUAAUGCUUGAGGGCUGGUCCUGCUCAUCUUUGGCUCGGUUAGAAACUGAGCUAGCCGGCUGCCCAUGCUGUUUAGGAAAGGUUGGAUUUGAUAGCCUGAUUUUCUCAGUGGAAGGAGUUCAUGCUGGAGUUGCUCGCCCCAGUGCUGCUCUCCCCAGUGGGGGGCUCAGAUCCUGCACCUCUCCAUCGCCUGGUGCCCAGGAGCCCCGGCUCUUGCCCCCGCCUCCCUCCCCGUCCCGUAGAGCACAGUGUCAGGGAUCCUCUUCUCUCUCCUGCUGCUGCAAAGUUGUGUGAACUUUCCUGGUCAAUACUGGAAAGGGGAAUGCUAUUUAUUUUUAUAUUGUGUAUAUUUUGUCUUGGUCUGCUGAUUACCUUUGUUCCCCAAGAGCGACAGUUACCUCAAUAGUUAGUUUAAUACUGUGUGUUGGGUAAUUUUUUUAAAGAACUUUUUUAAAAGCUUGAUCCUUGGAGGUCUGUAGAUUUUAUUUCCAUAUGAAUUGGUUAUUUUGUAUAAAGUACGUUCUUAAAAUAGCAA
Messenger RNA from Chroicocephalus ridibundus (black-headed gull), 12903 nucleotides. Its product is annotated as chromatin remodeling regulator CECR2. Gene Ontology annotation, biological process: chromatin remodeling; single fertilization. Gene Ontology annotation, cellular component: CERF complex. Lineage: Eukaryota; Metazoa; Chordata; Aves; Charadriiformes; Laridae. The transcript has 19 exons. The record is from RefSeq and is a predicted model, not a curated record. Gene Ontology annotation, molecular function: protein binding. The coding region runs from base 233 to 4693 and encodes 1486 amino acids.